AUGGACACUACGUUGGACGUUAUUUUGGAACGCAAAGAGAUCAUAGAUACUAAACUUGAUCCCGCAAACCAGUUAAUUCGUGAUAAUGAACACGAAUAUGAUGUAGUUCCAAAAAACGAAAAGCAUAAAAGUGGCAAGGUUCAUGAAUUUACAGGAACGUCGGCUUCUAAACAUAUAACUCCUUUGGAUAAAAUGUUGGCAGCCUGUUGUGGAGCUUUGUUGACAUCACUUUUUAAUCCACGUAUACCAAAUCAAACUUCAACAUUGAGUUGUACCGCUAUGAUACCUAGUAAAAUCGCCACAGGACAUCAGCUUAAUGGAUUCUUGGAUGGUAUUAAUAAAAUAGUUCGUUACGAAGGAAUCACGUCAUUAUGGCGAGGGCUUUCACCUGGAUUAGUAAUGUCUAUUCCCUUGACAGUAGUAUAUUUUGUUGGUUAUGAUUCUAUUAGAGAUUCAUUAUGGAAACAUUGGAAAGGGAAAUACUCUGAACUUUACUCACCAUUAUUGGCUGGCACUCUCGCAAGAACAAUUUCAGUAUCUAUAAUAUCACCAAUAGAAUUACUUAGAACCAGAAUGCAAGGUCCAGAAGGUGUAAAUGGUUUAAAAGAUGUUAUGAAUGGUGUGCAAAGAAUGGUUAGAAUAAAUGGUAUUUCAUCAUUAUGGAGAGGUUUAGAACCUACGUUAUGGAGAGAUGUUCCAUUUUCUGCCAUAUAUUGGACAGGUUAUGAAUCAAUAAAACGGAAUUUUAGUAAUCAUCUACGAAAUAAAAGCAUUGAUGGAAAUAUAAAUAAUUUUGCAGUUGCUUUUACAAGUGGUGCUACUUCUGGCAUGAUCGCGGCAACGCUAACAACCCCUUUUGACGUGGCAAAAACUCGACGACAGGUUGCUUCACAUUCAAGUGGAGCUCUGCGAAUAGCCAAAGUUGCAAUAUUCAUAUCGAUAAAUCCUCUUUAUUUUGAACGCUCGCACGUGUACGUUGACAUAAUGACCUCUCAUUUACUUGAACAACCACAAAUACCAAAAGUCGGUUUCAAUUUCGACAAUUAUCGAAGAAACGCUUUUCUCGAAAAAAAAGGUCUCACUUUGCCCAAAGCGACCAAAACAGGAACCACGAUUAUUGGAGUACAUUUCAAGGAUGGAAUCGUACUUGGAGCGGAUACACGUUCAACUAAUAACGAUGUCGUAGCAAAUAAGAAUUGUGAAAAAAUUCAUUAUCUUGCACCAAAUAUGUAUUGUGGUGGAGCCGGUACAGCAGCUGAUCUUGAAUUUACUACAGCUUUGAUCAGUUCUCAAUUGGAAUUGCAUCGUUUAUCUACCGGAAGGGAAGCUCGUGUUCAAACAGCAGUGAUAAUGGCGAAACAAAAGCUUUUUAGGUAUCAAGGUCAUAUUGGGGCAGCACUGAUAGUUGGUGGCUUCGAUGUAACUGGACCUUCUCUGCACAACAUACAUCCUCAUGGAAGCAGUGACAGAUUACAAUUCGUGGCUAUGGGUAGUGGUUCAUUAGCCGCAAUGGCUAUACUUGAAAGUAGAUGGACUAAGAACAUGGAGCGAGAUGAUGCUAUUGAAUUAGCUAAAGAUGCCAUCGAAGCCGGUAUUUUUAAUGAUCUUGGAUCAGGUUCAAAUGUAGAUCUUUGUAUAAUCGAGAAAGAUAAAAUAGAAAUGUUAAGAAAUUAUUCUAAACCCAAUGAACGAGUAGAAAGAGAGAAAAGUUAUAAAUAUAAGAGAGGAACAACUG
Scutellospora calospora is the source of this 1735-nucleotide messenger RNA. Lineage: Eukaryota; Fungi; Glomeromycota; Glomeromycetes; Diversisporales; Gigasporaceae. The record is from the annotation of a GenBank genome assembly.